Molecule: messenger RNA, 1664 nt
Organism: Myxozyma melibiosi
Lineage: Eukaryota; Fungi; Ascomycota; Lipomycetes; Lipomycetales; Lipomycetaceae
Product: putative CAAX prenyl protease 1
Exons: 5
Coding region: 46-1374 (442 amino acids)
Biological process (GO): CAAX-box protein processing
Cellular component (GO): endoplasmic reticulum membrane
Molecular function (GO): metalloendopeptidase activity
Source: RefSeq, a predicted model, not a curated record
GGGAUUUUGAUCUUCUGUACCUUUCAUUCCAUUACUUCAUCCAAGAUGAGUUUCACUGGAUUUCUUCCAUCUCUGGCGGCAGCGCUCGACAAACCGGGGUUCAACUGGAAAGGCCUCAUACUCGGUUUUUCAGCAGCCAAGUUUGCGUUCGACAGCUACCUGAGUUACCGUCAAUAUCAAGUGUUGAAGCGCACGUCGCCUCCCAAGUCGCUUGAAGGUGCGAUUGAUCAGGAGACGUUCAUAAAGACUCAGACGUAUGGCAAAGCGAAGGCCAAGUUUGGGUUCGUUAGCAGCAUCUACGGAUUUGUUCUUGAUUCGGCGAUCAUUCUCUGUGAUGUUUUGCCAAAGCUCUGGAGUGUUUCUGGGACUGUUGUCUCGCUGUAUGCGCCACUGCGGUUCUCUGGAAUUAUCUCUCAAUCGGUCACGUUCUUUCUCGGAUUCAAUGCUCUUUCUUCGUUGAUUUCUCUUCCAACAUCGAUCUACUCUACGUUUGUGCUUGAGGAGAAAUUUGGAUUCAACAAGCAGACUCCUUCUCUGUUUGCCUCUGACUUUUUGAAAAAUCAGGUUAUUAGUGCUGUCAUUGGAGGCCCUUUGAUUGCUGCGUUCUUGAAGAUUGUGGAUUACUUUGGCGCCAACUUUUUCUACUAUCUGUGGGUGUUUGCUUUUGUCUUCCAGCUGUUUAUGGUUACCGUAUUCCCGAUUGUGAUUGAGCCGCUGUUCAACAAGGUGACACCGAUGGAAGACGGCGAGGUGAAGAAGCAGGUCGAGGAUCUUGCUGCCAAGCUCAAGUUCCCGUUGCAGGAGGUUUACCAGAUUGACGGAUCCAAGAGAUCAGCCCAUAGUAAUGCGUACUUUUACGGCUUGCCGUGGAAGAAGCGAAUUGUGAUUUACGACACGCUGUUGGAGAAAUUCGAGCCGAUUGAGAUUGUCGCCGUUCUUGCGCACGAGCUUGGUCACUGGAGUUUGUCGCACACGAGUCAGUUCUUGAUGAUUAACCAGGUCUAUAUUUUCUCACUCUUUGUGGCGUUCUCGGUGUUUAUCAAGAACCAGUCGUUGUAUCAGAGCUUUGGAUUUGGAACGCAGACGCCUGUUAUGAUUGGCUUUAUUUUGUUUAGCGAUAUCUUGACUCCCUUGAACAGCUUGUUGCAGUAUGGAAUGAGUGUGUUGAGUCGCAAGUUUGAGUACCAGGCCGAUGCAUUUGCGGUGGAGUUGAACUACUCCAAGGAGCUAGCGAAUGCGCUGAUCAAGCUCCAUAUCCAGAACCUGAGCACGAUGGAUGCGGACUGGCUCUACAGCAGUUACCACUAUUCCCACCCGAUCUUGCCCGAGCGGUUGAGUGCAUUGGGCUGGACGAGCGAGAAGAAAGACGAGUGAUGUACUUUGUCUAGAUAUGUUGUAAACACAAAGCACUGAAGACUUGGUGUAUAUAAAUUGAGAAACUGUUCAGAGACUACUGUUCAGAGCAGAUGGGAGAUUAACGGUGACGUCAUCGUUUUGAUGUCAGGGGCAGGCAAGAAAGGUCCCCGGUGAAUAACAUUAAAGAACAAAGAAUACAGAAAACAGACAAAGAGAAGGAAAACUGCUGUAGAAUAACAUUUGUUAGAAUACAAACAAGAAAUACUGAUAGUUGAUCUUUGGGCUCAUUUUAAUUCUCUUAUUUUCUC